This is a messenger RNA of Zea mays, 1681 nucleotides long. Its product is annotated as aminotransferase ALD1 homolog. NCBI's taxonomy places the organism in Eukaryota, Viridiplantae, Streptophyta, Magnoliopsida, Poales, Poaceae. Bases 143 to 1519 code for a protein of 458 amino acids. Gene Ontology annotation, molecular function: transaminase activity; pyridoxal phosphate binding. The transcript is spliced from 8 exons. The record is from RefSeq and is a predicted model, not a curated record. Gene Ontology annotation, biological process: biosynthetic process.
CAUUCUGCUCUCGCCACCUUUGAACGAUAGCCUUUCUCACUCCGACACUUGAAACACGUUCAUCAGGAGCUCGUCCUCAGGCUUGCUAGUAGCUUAUAUUACCUACCUAGCUAGCUAGCUAGUCAAGACUCAAGAUCCAUCCAUGCCUGCAAACAUGAUCUCCAAGAUCCUUGAGAAGUCGUCUGUCCUUCCGCUGGUGGACGAUGUUAUUGCACCCAUCCAUGUGAAGACCGCUGGAGGAGCUCCUCGGACCAGUGUGCUGCGCAAUCCGAACAUGGAGAAGCUUCAGAAGGGCUACCUGUUCCCGGAGAUUAGCAUCAAGCGUGAAGCUCACCUGAAGAAGUACCCUGAUGCCAAGGUCAUCAGCCUGGGCAUCGGCGACACAACCGAACCCAUUCCAAGCGUCGUAACGUCAGCUAUGGCCGAGUAUGUACUUGCGUUAUCCACUCCAGAAGGGUACCAGGGUUAUGGGCCGGAGCAGGGGCAAAUGAAUCUGCGCAAGGUCAUAGCUGAGGAAGUGUACCCAGACAUGGGGAUUCAAGAGUCCGAGGUGUUCAUCUCGGACGGAGCGCAGUGUGACAUCGCUCGCCUCCAGACGCUGUUCGGGCCCAACGUGACCAUAGCCGUCCAAGAUCCCACCUUCCCGGGCUACGUGGACAACGGCGUGAUCGUGGGGCAGACCGGCAGCGCGGACGAGGCCGGCAAGUACGCCGGCAUCGCGUACAUGCGGUGCGCGCCGGAGAACCACUUCUUCCCGGACCUCUCCCGCGUGCCGCGCACCGACGUCAUCUUCUUCUGCUCGCCCAACAACCCCACGGGGCACGCGGCGUCGGCGGCGCAGCUGCGCGAGCUGGUGGACUUCGCGCGCCGCAACGGCUCCAUCAUCGUGUUCGACACGGCGUACGCGUGGUACGUGUCGUCGUCGUCGGAGGCCGCUGGCGACGGGGACAAGACGAAGCCGCGGUCCAUCUACGAGGUGCCCGGCGCCCGGGAGGUGGCCAUCGAGAUCUCCUCCUUCUCCAAGUUCGCCGGCUUCACGGGCGUCCGCCUCGGCUGGGCGGUGGUGCCCGACGAGCUGCGCUACGCGGACGGCUCCCCCGUCGCGCGCGACUUCGACCGCAUCGUCUGCACCUGCUUCAACGGCGCCUCCAGCGUCGCGCAGGCCGGCGGCCUCGCCUGCCUCUCCACGGAGGAAGGCCGGGACGCCGUGCGCCGCGUCGUGGGCGUCUACAAGGAGAACGCGCGGGUGCUUGUGGACACCUUCGCGUCGCUCGGCAAGGAGGUGUACGGUGGCACCGACUCGCCCUACGUCUGGGUGCGCUUCCCGGGCCGCCGCUCCUGGGACGUGUUCGCCGAGAUACUCGACAAGACGCACGUCAUCACCGUGCCGGGCAGCGGCUUCGGCCCCGGCGGCGAGGGCUUCAUCCGUGUCAGCGCGUUCAACAGCAGGGACAGGGUGCUGGAGGCCGCAGCUAGGCUCAAGAAGUUCCUUCCUGGACUCAGCGCUGUUCCGCUCUAAGCUCCACGUACAGAUCCUGCACCUGCAUGGCUGAUGAUAUACCUGCCCCGUACUGAUAAUCUACAUCGAUAAUAACAUUGUGCCUCGUACUGAUAAUGUACAUUGGUACAUGGCUAAUAAUAACAUUGCCAUGCGCUGAGACGCAGCCAUAGUAUCGGAUCA